This is a messenger RNA of Brassica napus (rape), 3410 nucleotides long. RefSeq lists its product as uncharacterized. The coding region runs from base 2768 to 3301 and encodes 177 amino acids. The record is from RefSeq and is a predicted model, not a curated record. Lineage: Eukaryota; Viridiplantae; Streptophyta; Magnoliopsida; Brassicales; Brassicaceae. The transcript has 3 exons.
UUCAUUCGUUUUUCAUUCAACAACUUUUCGAUUAUGAACUCAUCCCUUCUGCUAAAACAAUAUCCAUUUGACUUAGCUUAUUGGGCUAAGGUCAUCUAUUGAAAGAUACAUAUUUUGUUCUAGCUUUUUUUUUUCACGAUUUCCUCUUAUUUUCUGCACAAAAUUUGCAUAUGCUUUUCUUAUGAAUUAUUUAUUUUUCAUUUACAUAUAACCCUUAAAGAAACCUCAAAAUUAAACAUUUUAAUUAUGUAAAAUUAAAUUAAUAUAUAUACCAUAUUACUUAAGAUUUUAUUUUUUCAAAACUUAUUAACAUAUUACAAAUUAUAAAAAUGCAUGAUCUCCAACGAAAAUCAUGUUAUUGGUUCAUACGCAAUUUAUUUCAAUCAUUGCUUGUCGGACCCAAAUAGUUAAUCGGACUUUAGCAACUAGACAAUGAUAAGUGUAAGAAGGUUUGAGACAUGCAGACGAGAGCGAUUAAAACUGCAACCAUCUUCAUGAAUUUGGCGGCCGCUUGCCUUCUGAUUGUCCUUGGCAUAAUCAUUAUGUCUAUGUCGUUCAGAACACAGAACAUGUUCAUGUUGUGUUGGUGGGUUUCUACUAGUGGUUGCAGGUUUGGGUCUCUCCUACUUCUAUGUAGCUCCCGUCAGAAAGACAUUCAAGAUAGUAGGAUUUGAUCUCACAGGUACAGCUGCCACAGCAGCACACCCAUCCGGUUCAGGACGGUGACUUUACCACCUAGACAAUGACUUUAGCUCACAAAACUCGGUGUUGUGACAUGGAUGUCAGAGUGUGUAGUCAAAGCUAUCCAAUCUCUCUCCUUUUGCUCUCUUAUGAGCUUUCUUAGCUAUGAGUGUAACAUCAGGUGUUCCAGGCAUUUUAGCUGCACUUGGUUUAGCUUACAACACCAUUCUUAUUGAACUCACCAGAAGUUGGUAUUGAAACCAUUUUGCAACUAGAGAAUCAGACAAUCUUAUAAACAAAAUUUGAUGAGGCCAUGAGAGGGUGGUUUGUUAAAAGAUAAACUAUGGCGAUAGAAAUAGAGAAGUGAGGAACAUGAUUUGAAUGUCUAACUUAACAAUAAUAACUCUUAAGUAAGCUAGCUCCACAAGCAUCACUCUCUUAUGUUAGUAUGUGUCGUUCAGACAUGAUGAUGAUUCGUUUGUACUUAAGCAUGUAAACGGAGAAACGUCAAACAGAAAAAUAAAUUCAAUCUCCUUUGUUGUCCGGUGAAAACUGGGAAUUAACAAUAACAUGAUAGGACAACGAUGGAGAGUUACACUCUCCAUCCCCUCUCAACCACCGCCGCUUCUUCACCACUCUCUUAUCUCUCUCCGCCGUUCAUCUUCAAGAUUAUUAUCACUUGCUCACCCUUCGAUCUCUCUCUACACCUCAUCCUCAACCGUCCGAUCACUCUCCAUCUCCUCUCCUCGAGUCACUCUAAGCGCCACCGCCCCGUCCUCGCCGGAGAAACAGAGCAAUCCUCAAAAGAAUAGAAAAACUAUUCACUAGUUCUCUUCAUGGCUGAGGACAAAAGAUCUUUCUUCUUUGCUGACAUACUACAAAGUUUGAACUCUUAGUUCGCAGUUUCUUCUGACUCAAGGAAUCAACCCAUGGUACAUUAUUUCAAUUCUUUCUCAUGAAAAAGAUGUGCCGUAGAGAAUAAGAUCAACCAACAGACUUUCUUUCUCUCUUUUCCUCUAAUAACAACAGAGAAGAGAGAAGAGAACCUAAACUCCCCAAACAAGAAAAACCACAAAAUGCCCUUAAUCCAAGAGCAAAGAAGAGGACAUAGAAGAGGAAGGAAGGGCUGUUAAGUAAAUUUCAUGGAGAGUACAAGAUAGAGAGGGCUGUCUAAGGACUGUAUGCUUGUGUGGUAAUGGUUUGGUUUGAAGAUUUUAGAAGGGUCCAUGUGGAUCAGACACAUCUUUAGGCCUAAACAAAUAAUUCCAAAAUGAAGUAGACACAUCUUUUCACCAUCUAAGUAAGUUUAUAAACCCUUUUAUACACACUUCCAAAAAAUAUAUAUAUUGGAAUUGGUAAUCUUCCAUUUUUAAUAUAAAUAACAAAAAAGAAGGAAAGAGCUUAAUUAAUCAAUUUUUACAAAUUUAGCAAUUUGCCAAAAUAGCUUGUUACACAACCCUACUUACCUUGUUACACAAGAUCGUACAUAAAACCUAACUUCUUUCUCCCAAACCACCUUACAAUUAAUUACACCGCUUCUCACGGAGUUGCAUGCAGCUGGCGUAUCAAUGUCUAUGCAAGGCCCUAUAGUCCCCACAGACAUAUUUACUUGGAGAAGAAAUCACCAAAAGUGAAGGCAAAGUUAAAGAUUGAUGUCAAAAGCAGAGAAAGAAGGAGGAAGAAGCAGAAGAUGCAGGCGUUUCAACAGGGUAAACAGAAGUCAAAGGCCAGCAAGAACUCCGAGAGUCGCAACAUAUUUUAUUCUGGAUUCAGUUUGUAUAAAUAUACUUUUUUCAGAUAAGGAACGAUUAAGAAACUUAACUGCCUCAGAAUUGGAUUAGAGGUUGAUCACUUGUAGGCAGAUUCAAUACUAGCUAGUAGUUAGCUGGGCACAUUUAUCCGGAACUGAGGAACCGAACCGAAAAAAUCGAAACAUAGCACCAAAAACUGACACGAUUAGUUUUUUUAAUGUAGUAAUGUUUAACUAAUUAAAAGUCAGAUUAGCUUCAAAAGUUAAUGUAGGUGUUAACGCAAGAACCGUUCAAAACCAAAAUGUGUUUGUUCUGCUUCUCUUGAUGCUAGAAACAUGGCACCAACUCUCUCUCUCUCUCUCUCUUUCUCUCUUCUAUCAUUUCCUUUUGACCCCUUUCUUGCUUUCUCUGAACAUAUAGACAUGAAGGAAUCAAGAAGAAUCAGAUUUUGUUUCUCAUUCUUAUUCUUCAUCUUGAUCAUCUCUUGGGGGAUUUCACCAGUAUCUUCAGAUGAGGGUGUCGCCAGGAAAGAAGAGAAUCCGUCUUCGCUUUUAAAGAUCAUAUGUGGGAUUUUUGGCAAGAAGUUUCCACCAAGUUCUUGGGAAUUGAUUCAAAGCGCAAUGCAGAAGAUCCAGAUGAAGCUUUACCCUCCAAAUCUUGAUUUCAGAAGCAACAGCGACAAAAACAACAAGGACAGAGAAGGAGGAGAAGAUAAAGGAGAGAAAGUGAAAGAGGCGGCGACAAGGAGCCUUGAAGUAAGCAAAGAAGCUAUUGAAGAGUCUGCAAAACUAGCAGGUGGUGUUGUAGGAGAAGUAGUUCACAAAACAGCUGAGAAAGUCACCAAACAAAGCUCACAUGAUGAAAUGUAAUCACUGAUAAUGUUAGUAAACAAUUCAGAUUCAAAUACCAUUUGCCAUUUCAAAAGGAACCAAUCAUAGCGUUAAAUGUAGACAGGCUUUGGCGGAAGAAGAACUAAAU